Pelobates cultripes (western spadefoot toad) is the source of this 1749-nucleotide messenger RNA. The record is from the annotation of a GenBank genome assembly. NCBI's taxonomy places the organism in Eukaryota, Metazoa, Chordata, Amphibia, Anura, Pelobatidae.
AUGGAAGAUACAGAUACUGACAAAGCGGCCAUGAGAGACACAGAUACUGACAGAGUGGCCAUGGAAAACACAGAUAUUGACACAGCGGCCAUGAAAGAAACAGAUUCUGACAGAGCGGCCAUGAAAGAAACAGAUACUGACACAGCGGCCAUGAGAGGAACAGAUACUGACACAGCAGCCAAGAGAGAUACAGAAACUGACACAGCGGCCGUGAGAGGAACAGAUACUGACGGAGGAGCCACGAGAGGAACAGAUACUGACACAGCAGCCAAGAGAGAUACAGAAACUGACACAGCGGCCGUGAGAGGAACAGAUACUGACACAGCGGCCGUGAGAGGUACAGAUACUGACACAGCGGCCAUGAGAGGAACAGAUACUGACACAGCAGCCGUGAGAGGUACAGAUACUGACACAGCGGCCGUGAGAGGAACAGAUACUGACGGAGCAGCAACGAGAGGAACAGAUACUGACACAGCGGCCUUGAGAGGAACAGAUACUGACGGAGGAGCCACGAGAGGAACAGAUACUGACACAGCAGCCAAGAGAGAUACAGAAACUGAGACAGCGGCCGUGAGAGGAACAGAUACUGACACAGCAGCCGUGAGAGGUACAGAUACUGACACAGCGGCCGUGAGAGGUACAGAUACUGACACAGCGGCCAUGAGAGGUACAGAUACUGACACAGCAGCCGUGAGAGGUACAGAUACUGACACAGCGGCCGUGAGAGGAACAGAUACUGACACAGCAGCCGUGAGAGGUACAGAUACUGACACAGCGGCCUUGAGAGGAACAGAUACUGACACAGCGGCCUUGAGAGGAACAGAUACUGACACAGCGGCCGUAAGAGGUACAGAUACUGACACAGCGGCCGUGAGAGGAACAGAUCCUGACACAGCAGCCGUGAGAGGUACAGAUACUGACACAGCGGCCAUGAGAGGAACAGAUACUGACACAGCGGCCGUGAGAGGAACAGAUCCUGACACAGCGACCGUGAGAGGUACAGAUACUGACACAGCGGCCGUGAGAGGAACAGAUACUCUCAGACCUUCCAUGAGAGGUAGAGGUACUGACAGAGCGGCCAUGAGCAUUACAAAUACCCUCAGACCUUCCAUGAGAGGCAGAAAUACUGUCAGAGCGGCCUUGAGAGGCAGAAAUAUCUACAGACCAGCCAUGAGGGGCAGAAAUACCGACAGUGAGAACAUGAUGUGCAGACAUAGUCACAGGGCAGCCAUGAGAGGCAGAAAUAUUGACAGAACGACCAUGAGGGUCAGACAUACUGACAGAGCAACCAUGAAAGGCAGGCUUACAGUCAGAGCGGCCAGAAGGGGCAGACGUACUGACAGACAGGCCAUGAGGGCCACAGAUACUGGCAGUUCAACCAUAAGAGGCACAGAUUCAAUGAGAGGCAGAAAUACUGUCAGAGCGGUCUUGAGAGGCAGAAGUACCUUCAUAGACGACAUGAUGAGCAGACAUAGUUACAGAACGGCCAUGUUGGACACAGAUACUAGAAGACUGGGCCUGAGGGGCACAGGAACUUCAAGAUCACCAAUGAUGGGCAGAGGUACUGUCAGAUCAUCCAUCAGAGACACCGAUACUGACAGACCAGCUAUGAGAGGCACCGAUAAUCGCAGACGAGCCAUGGGAGACACACAUACUGGCACAGCAGCCAUGAGGGUUCGAUAUACUGGCAGACGAGCCAUGAGGGGCACAGAUACUGGCACUCCUCUCGGGUUUUGUUCUUGCCUAUAA